This is a messenger RNA of Penaeus indicus, 2367 nucleotides long. Its product is annotated as nuclear pore complex protein DDB_G0274915-like. The transcript has 4 exons. The record is from RefSeq and is a predicted model, not a curated record. Lineage: Eukaryota; Metazoa; Arthropoda; Malacostraca; Decapoda; Penaeidae. Bases 1 to 2367 code for a protein of 788 amino acids.
AUGCAACUUCUUAAGAAAUCCGACCCCGAUUUAAGGACUCGACCCCGAUAUAAUCAUACACCAGCAGAUCAGCUGAAAUUCAGAACACGCACUGUGACUUCGAGCAAUAGAUCCGCACAGUAUAUCCGCAUAGCAUAUCACAACACGAGUAUACUAAAUUCCUCGACGGAGCAGCGAGACAACGAUGGAACCCCGAUCACUUUUAGCAAGGAAGGUUCACAGCAACAAAUAAUGUCUAAAGAUGUCAGCAAGGUGGACAAACUACCCCCUCUUCCUCGAGAUCGUCUAGCCCAGCUGUUCCCCCGACGUCGCUCUCGAGUCUCCUCCUCGUCCUCCGAUGGCGCUCCUGGCGAGACUCCUGAGGCUCGUUAUCUCGCCGCCACGAAGGAACUUGUCCUCACGAGGUAUACUCACCAGAGCACAACGAGGAUGAACUCUGAGUGUGAAAGUUAUGACGAAAGCACGGAAGAAAACAUACAGAUAAUAAAGAAGGAUAUGGAAGGAGAUGAGAAGAGAUCUAGCGGAUCUUCUUCUCCUCCCAAACACUUGUGCAGUUCGAUCAAAGAGAAGCUCGAGCAGACGAAGGAGCAGAUGCAGCAGACGCGGAAGAAGAGCAGCAACAAGGUGGGCGUGGAGAUGCCGGCGGACGUGGACUCCAGCUGGGACCGCCCGCCGCCCUGCCCCUCCGCCCGCUUCAGAGUGGCCAGCGGCGCCAGCCAGUUCCGCGAAGUCAACUUCAGCGUGCCGCCCGCCGGGGGGUUUGGGGCGCUGGCCAAGGCCGAGCCUGAGGCUGAGGCGGGCGAGGGCGCGCACAAGGUCGAGUCGGCGGUGUUCGGCAGCACCCAGCACUUGCCGAGGGCGGACGAGGAGGAGGAGGAGGGGGAGGGGGAGGGGGUGAAUGCGGAAGGCGGCGAGGGCGUCGGCGAGGCGGGAGAAGGGCAAGGCGACGAGAAGGAACCGGACGACGACGCCGGCGACGCCGAGAAGGCAGGGACGUCCUCAGAAGGCGAGAAGGCGGACUCGGCGUCCAGAAUUGGGGAGGACGUAGAAGCGACGGUCGACGACAAGGGCGGCCGCCGCUCGGAGGAGAAGUACGCGAUCGUGGGCGCCGACGCCUCCGAGGAGCCGGACCAGAGGGCGAGCGGCAGCGGCGGGGCGGUGGCGCGCCGGCUGGUGCAGGUCCCGCAGAGUCUCAACCUGGCCAGGAACGGCGCCCUGGAGUCCGAUUUCCUCCGCUUCUCGUCGGGCGCCAGCACCAGCAAGGGCGGCUGCCAGACGUCCCUCGGGGGCUCCAUGACGGAGGACACGGAGCUCUCGUGCGGGUCGACGAGGACGCUGGACGACGAAGAGAGGAAGCCGACGAGGCCCUUGGCGCCGAAGGACGACCGCGAGAGGCCCGUCCUCACCGCCACGUCCCUGGCCAUCUACACGAACAUCGAGCAGAACGGGUCGCGCUCGGGCACGUGCCUCCUGUGCACCACCGCCGUCUGCACCUUCAUCGUGACCAUGGUCCUCGCCGUCGGCAUCCUGAUCGCGCCCAAGACGCUCGCCGUGAAGGAGCCGACGAAACGGCCGCUCCCGGAACCCGCGCCGCCAGCGCCGCCCGCGCUGCCCGCCAGCACCAACGCCUCCUCGGAGACUCCCUCCGUCGCGGCUCUGCACGUCCUGACGAUCACUCGGAUGCAGAGGGCUCGUCAGGUGGACGGCCGGAAGCGCACUUCUAGCACGCGCUCUGUGACGACCACGCCUCCCGCGACAUCAGGGCACGCGCCGGACACAAUGCCUAUGCACCUUGCAUCCCCCACAACUUCUGCAAUGCACUCCUCCUCCGCAAGACACACGGAAUACACCCUCAAGUUCCUCAGACCGAGCGUGCACUCGCCCUACAGAGAAGCCACCUUCUCUCCCUCCAGAUCCUCCCCCGCCACGGCCGUCACGCCCCUGGCCGGGCUCUCCACCUCGACACUGUUCCGAAAAAUGAUGUUUCCCUCCUUAUCCUCCGGCGUCACUUCUCCAUCGUCAUCGCCUCCCGAAAACACUUCCCCGCCGUCCUCUCCCGAACACUCCCCCCCUUCUUCAUCGCCUGCGGACGCGUUCAUAACCUCCUCCUCCUCCUCCUCCUUCAGGCAAACCCAAAACCCCGUCACCGCCCACACGCACACGCCACCCUUGACUUACACCCCAGAGACAUCAUCCGCGAGAAAUACCACAGCGACUGCGUCAUCUUCAUCGCCUUCUUCACGAUAUUACUCGCCCACCACGACUUUCCUUCCUCCUACACCUGCGGGGCGAGAGAGAAGGGAUUAUCUGUCGGAGGAGAGAGUUCUGUUAUUCGGACAAAGCCAUCGGAAAAAGCGAAUGAACUGA